CAUUCAUAGUCUUUAAUGAAGAACGUGAGUUCGACCCACUCUUGAAAUGAACCCUGAGCAAAAGCAGUCCCCAGUCGACGUCGCUGGGCCACCCGCCAGGACCAGGCAACGGCGGAGACCGAGUCGGCCCAAGCAGGAAGAUGGCGCAAACGAGCGACGUCGGACACAAAUUCGUAUGGCCCAGCGGGCGUAUCGAGCCCGGAACCAGGCCAAUAUGACAGCCCUUACCCGGCGCGUUGCCCAACUGGAGACAGCCCUGGAGAGGAUGAGCCACGCUGUCGUCUCGUUCAGUGAUGAUCUGGUCCAGUCGGACGCACUGGUUGUAUACCCGAAUCUCGCAGACCGUCUUCGGGACACUGUCGAAACGUGCCUCUCCGUGGCGAAGUAUGGCGAAGAGGGCAACCAUCCAGAACAGAGCAGAGAGUCUUCCAGAUACUCCACGGAGGUUUCUCCUUCAAUUCACCCUAGUCUGUCAAACAGUACCGAAGAUUUCCUGGCGACAUAUCGCUCAAGCAAGAUCUUCCCAUCCGGCUCAGAUGGUGCCAGCAGCAUAGAGGUCCCAGAAUUCAUAGAGCACCUCCGACUAUCCUGCCUCUACCGCGGCCUGCUCCUACUAAAAAACCCUUCUGUUUCCAUUGAAAAUUUAAAACGGCCCUUCCGAUUGCUGUUACCACUCGUACCUAGGGAGACAAUCACCGCAUUCUUCCACGCCCGUCUCCAUGCACGGCUCAACCGUACACAGCCGGAACAGUUCGCCGAAAUCCCCUUCUUUCAUCUGGGAGGUGCUGGUACGCAUUAUCUAGAUCCAUUUCCAACAGGUAAAAGCCGUGAACAUGCGAUGGAAAGUUCGUCCUUGUCCGAACCCUCUGCCGAGAUCCUUGAUGAGCUAGACGGGGAGUGGUUUGACGUGCAUGACUUGAAGAGAUAUCUGCAAAAGAAAGAGGUCUAUCUGACGAUAUCACGGGCUGGAACGGAGAUAAGUCCACUGCCUCGAAGGGCAAUCAACGCAUCUGAUUUGACAACUGCUUUAAUUGAUAGGAGUAUCUGUCUAGGCCACAGUCCUGGGUUUCGACGAAGAGAUGUAGAAAGGGCCGUUAACUCGAUUCCCUAUGCAGAUUGAAGGAAGGAGCGAUGGAUGUCUCUACUAUAUUACGAGGAAAGAGCGACCAACCAUAAUGCACCUGCCUUAUGCAGAGGAUACGCAUUGCAACUUGAGGAAACUGCGAUGGACAGCUGGGAACUGCACAAUUUCCAAUGACCAAAUAUAUUUCGAAUAUGCUACUGCUGCUCGUAUUGAUACACCAGACAGGCUUCUUGCGUGUCAGACCCCUUCGCAGCAACGGCCUUGCAAGUCAGAAACAGCCCAUCUCCGAUACUCUCCACAGCCCAGACCUAGAACAUAUCAGCGGUUAUAUUCCGAUUUGCAUCAGUAGAAGCUCACCUGCUCAGCCGAC
Messenger RNA from Aspergillus versicolor CBS 583.65, 1454 nucleotides. RefSeq names its product bZIP transcription factor. Gene Ontology annotation, biological process: regulation of DNA-templated transcription. The transcript is spliced from 3 exons. Lineage: Eukaryota; Fungi; Ascomycota; Eurotiomycetes; Eurotiales; Aspergillaceae. The coding region runs from base 47 to 1120 and encodes 357 amino acids. The record is from RefSeq and is a predicted model, not a curated record. Gene Ontology annotation, molecular function: DNA-binding transcription factor activity.